AUGCUUGUCGUGCUCACAGUGACUACUGUAGACUUUCGGUUUCUAGUGUUGUCGUUAGCCGUCAGUCUGACCAAUGGUCAAGGAACAUGCACAGAUGCUGUAGACUCAAGCAUCUGUCGACUGUUGGCUUCAGAGUCGUUCGGACUUAAAACUGUCUGCACGGACCCUUGUCUUGCAAAGACAUGCCAGAAAACAUGCGGAAAGUGUCCACUACAGUGUUACUCUUGUCACAGUGUGACGUCACCAAGUGACUGUACCACCCUUACCACUUGUCCGUCAGGGGAUCACAAAUGCAUUGUGACUGAAUCUUAUAAUGACGAUUUUGUGAAGACGUACGCUCUUGGUUGUGCCCUUGAAAACGUUUGUCAGAACAACUUUGGAGGAACCACAGGUAAACGAUCUGUAUUGGACGGUAGCUGCUGUAGUACUGACCUCUGUAAUUACAACAUAUCCAGCAUAACACCGCCUCUUGCUGGAAUUAUCUUAACAACACCUGCUGCGGUUGUCGCCCCAGACGCAUCGAUUGCACCUGCACCUGUGGCCACCACCAGAGGUCCCUGUGCCGAUUUUAACAAUGAACUUUGCACUCAACUUGCGUUUGCUAUGCCUGAUAUUUGUACAAACGAUUGCAUCGCAACCAAGGUGUGCCCAUCCAUGUGUGGAAAAUGUCUGUCGUGUUUCAACUGUGACAAUGUUAAUGAUCCCUCUGCCUGCACAUCCACUGUUACCUGUAACCCUGGCCAGAGAUGCUACAUCACGGAAACUUACAACUCUUUGACAUUUGAACAUGGAUUCCGAACGGGCUGCAUUGACGAUAAACUCUGCUCUAACCUGACCGUCGGAGGCCCAGUUGAUACAGUUGGUCCUGCACUGAUUGGACGAAGAUCUCAUUUCCACUUCUCUCUGGACGGAGAUUGCUGCGCAUCUGAUUUUUGUAACGACAGGAUCCAGACGACAGUGGCGCCUGUAGUAACUACACCCGCACCAGUAGGCACCAUGCAGCCAAGUGGACCUUCAGUCACCAAUUCACCAGGUGGACCCAUGGUUACCAGCCAGCCAGGAGGAACAAACGUAACCCCAAAUCCUCAGGGCUGCAGCUGGAGCGGAGAUUGUCCACCAGGGUUCCACCCCUACCAAGGCAAAUGUUACAACUUUGGUGAUGUGGAGAUGGAAUGGGAUGAUGCUCUGGGCUAUUGCAAGCAAAGGUGUUCCUAUCUCGCUGAACUGAAAACUGAAGACCAACUAGAGGCAGUCAUGAACCAUUUCCGUAAAAAUCCCAAUACAGGGUAUGACCACAUCGCUGACUAUUACAUAGGGGCUUUUGACAAAGGCAUAGGCAUAUGGACAUGGUUUAACAGCGGUGAAAUGGUCUCUACAGAUAUAGUCGACCCAGAUUAUCAUGAGCACACCAUAGACCAAUGUGCUGUGGCCAUGGAAGUUAGCGUCGGGGCUCCGCUUGAUCGUGACUUUGCCUAUGUUGCUGCGCCAUGUACGGAGUUGUACCGUCCGAUGUGUGAAGUUUUGCGUCAGUGA
Molecule: messenger RNA, 1533 nt
Organism: Ylistrum balloti
Lineage: Eukaryota; Metazoa; Mollusca; Bivalvia; Pectinida; Pectinidae
Exons: 12
Coding region: 1-1533 (510 amino acids)
Source: RefSeq, a predicted model, not a curated record